Molecule: messenger RNA, 1491 nt
Organism: Miscanthus lutarioriparius
Lineage: Eukaryota; Viridiplantae; Streptophyta; Magnoliopsida; Poales; Poaceae
Source: the annotation of a GenBank genome assembly
AUGCCGUCUUUGGGGAGGCUGGUGCUCUGGCGCGUGACAAUGGCGGGUGUGGGCGAGAAUGGUGAACUCGGCUAUAUCUCGAGUUGCCGCUGCCCUCAAAAUCACGAGCACCAACCGGUACAAUCAGGGCGACCAGUGAGUGCCCUGAAUUUUCAGGCUUCUCUAGCUGCUAAGGAUCUCCAGAUUUCCAGUGAGUUAAAUCCAAGGCUGCAUUCCUCUUCAAGCACCAUAAGCCGUCAUCUCAGAUUCAAUCAUCUCAAUUGUCAUGAGAACAAGGAAGAUGGCCUGGGGACUGAAAACGCUGAAACAAGUGGCCUUGAAAGCUCAUCUAGGAAAGCUGUCAUGGUUAGGGGAAGUCUCAGUAAUGAAGCUGUUAGUAGCGAUGUAUCAGGAGAAGGAAUAAGUUUUAUAGGAUCAGAGCUGGAAAAUGUUCCUAGCACAGUCUCCACUAAUGAAAUUGGUGGCUCAACUUCUGAAUCUGGUUUGGGCCCCUCGUUGAUGACAUCUGAAAGGAUCAUGUCUGACUUAGAAGGAGAGAUAUCUCCGCAAGGGACCUCAUCCACAACUGUCAUGACAAGUGAAAGAUCAGAUGUAUCUCAAUCUAGCUUAACAUCUAUGUUUCCUAACUCUUCAACUGCAUCAUCUGCGACUGUGGAACCAAUGCCAGAUCCGAUCCCUACCAGAGCAAAUGUCCCCAUAUUCAGUGGGCCACAUGGUGAGACUGGAGGGAGUAUAUUACAUGAUGACAUGAUGAGCAUUUUCUCAAAUGAUGGUCUAGGACGCUCUAGAGAUUCUAGCAGCAGUGAAACAAGGAGGAGUCACAGAAGGAUUCUAUGGGAUGCAUUUUCGAGGCGCGGCUCAAGAGGUUAUCCAGAAUCUGAUGCUGAUGACCUCGGAUUUUACAGUACAUGGCUAGACCUUGGUGAUGACAUUUUUGAAGAGUUGGGGGAAUCAAGAUAUUUUCAUCGCAGGCGACAUGGUUCAAUCAGAGUAAGCCAGUAUUCAAGAUCCCGGAUUAGGGAGCAUCGCCGUGCUGCUUUUGAUAGUGGUAGUGAACAAAGCACUGCGGCAUGUCCUUUGGGGAUUCAUCCAAUUGGCCGAUGCACCUGUGAUUCUUUCUUGAUUGCUGAAGAAUCUAAUGCCCGGGCAAGUAUAUCAAGAAUUGUCAUGUUAACUGAGGCGUUAUUUGAGGUGUUGGAUGAAAUUCACCGUCAACCUGCAUCACUUUCACUUUCCAUGGUCUCUGUUCAGGCUCCUGAAUCUGUGGUUAAUUCGUUGCCAUGUAAGAGCUACAAAAAGCUUGAGACACCCCAAUGCAGUGAUGAUAUGGAACAGUGCCAUAUCUGCCUAACUGAAUAUGAGAAUGGAGACCAGAUAAGAACUCUUCCUUGCAAGCACGAGUUCCACCUGCAAUGUGUUGACAAAUGGCUGAAAGAAAUACACAGGGUAUGCCCUCUGUGCCGUGGAGACGUCUGCGAAGUCGCCUCGUGA